CCGCCCCCGCCCCGCCCCGGCCAAUCAGGCGAGGCGCCGCGAGGGGAGGUCACGUGGCGCUCGGCGCGUCCUUCCGUCCGUCCGGCCGCGCGCGGGGCCCUGGCGCGGGAGGGCGAAGGCGCCGGUGCCGCCCGGCCAUGCUGGUCAGCGAGAGGGUGAAGCGCCUUUUGAAGCUGGUGCCCGGGCAGCGGCGCUUUGGCUUUUACAGGUUCCUGCCGUUCUUCUUUGUGCUCGGCGGGGCCAUGGAGUGGUUCAUGAUCAACGUCCGCGUCGGCAAAGAGACCUUCUAUGAUGUUUACCGUAGGAAACAAUCUGAAAGGUUGUACGAGGCAAGGAUGAAGAAAGGGGAAUUUUAGCUGAAACUCUCCAAGGGGGAGCUCCUGAGUGCUUCAACUGUACAAGUGCCAAAGCUGCAGCACUGCCACGUUGAAGGUGGGGGAAGAUGUUGGCUCUGCAAGAUGAACUGUGAUCCACACAUGUGUGUAAUACACUCACAUGGUUCUUCCAUAUCUGUGAUAUUUGUAUUUAAAUGAAGUGAAAUUCAUUGUAUUUGGGGCUCUGCCACUAAUUUAAUGUUUGCUUAGUGCUUUUAAAUAAAGUAAACUGAGUAAACAGUC
This is a messenger RNA of Motacilla alba alba, 617 nucleotides long. RefSeq names its product small integral membrane protein 4 (gene SMIM4). The transcript has 3 exons. Bases 138 to 356 code for a protein of 72 amino acids. Lineage: Eukaryota; Metazoa; Chordata; Aves; Passeriformes; Motacillidae. The record is from RefSeq and is a predicted model, not a curated record.